Molecule: messenger RNA, 1044 nt
Organism: Rubroshorea leprosula
Lineage: Eukaryota; Viridiplantae; Streptophyta; Magnoliopsida; Malvales; Dipterocarpaceae
Source: the annotation of a GenBank genome assembly
UGCACAGCGGCGGCUUUGCCUCUGCUUCGCUCCUCACUCCACCGUCGUUAGCUUCUGAAGAUCACAGUUGAUCGGAGACUCAUCGAUUUCGAAACUUCCACCGCUUCUCACUGAGAGAUUUUGAAUAUGAGAAAAAAGCCAAUGUGGAGCAAGCUGAAGAGAAAUUAGCAAUGGAGAGAAACUUCAUUUCCAUGUCUCAUGAAAUUGAGAAGCUUCACCUCAAACUAAUGAGUGCCGACAGGAGAGCACAAGGGCUUGGUGAUCAUGCAUUCUAUAAUGGAAGCCCUGAAACGAGAUGCUCUGGUGGAUUAUUUGCCAAUGGCUAGCUUGGUAGCUGAGAGCCAUACCAUAAUUGUGGUUGUCAUUGCUGUUGAUUUCAUUUGGAGACAUGCUCAGAUGCUUAUUAAUGUUGGGGUGGCAAUAUGGCGUACUGAGUGCUUCUUCUUCAGAGUAGACAACACUCAGAGUGAAAGAAAAGAACUUAGCUCGGGCAACAUUAUUCAUUUUCUGUCACUUAGAACCAAAGCUUCUGUUGGUCUUGGUUUUUUCUUCAUUCUACACAGUAUUUGCUGACUGGCUUAAAAAGAGGUACAGAUACAGAGUGGAAAUCUUUCAAUAUGGAUGAAUAUAGGCUGGGGAAGGGAAAAAGAGAAUUGUUGUUGAUCUGAUUUUUUCUGUGGCUUGAUUUAACUCAUAUUCUUUAUCACUUAAAAAUGUGGAAAUGGUAUUAAGGGAUGUAGCUCAGUUCUCUAUUUUAUGUAAUCAGUGAUGGAAGCGCUCAUCUGAUUUGAAUUUGAUGCAGUUUGGCCUCCUUAGCAUAUGUUUGCCUCUUCCACCAAUCACUGCCUUGUCUCUACAAAAGCAAAAACAAUUUGCUGCUGCUGAGGGACACACUAUAUUCGACACUGAUUCUAAAGAAAACAUUUUAGAUUGGUGUAUGCUAUUUGGAAUUUGAAUUUCGUUGGUUUCCGGGAUAAUGUAGUGAAUUACAAACAAUUCAUGAGAAAGAUGAAUUAGGAAAAAAAAAAAAGGAGUUAUUUUAUU